Molecule: messenger RNA, 1338 nt
Organism: Entamoeba dispar SAW760
Lineage: Eukaryota; Evosea; Mastigamoebida; Endamoebidae
Product: glutamate synthase, putative
Exons: 1
Coding region: 1-1338 (445 amino acids)
Molecular function (GO): oxidoreductase activity; iron-sulfur cluster binding
Source: RefSeq, a predicted model, not a curated record
AUGGCAGCUAAUUAUAAUAGAACUGCAGUUCCUAUGCGUAAUCCAGAAGAAAGAAUUAAUGAUUGGAAAGAAGUAGUUGUUGGAUAUACUAAAGAAGAUACUAAAACAGAAGCAUCAAGAUGUCUUGGAUGUAAGAAACCAGGAUGUGUACCAACAUGUCCAGCACAUAUUGAUAUUCCAGGAUUUAUUUCAGAAUUAAAAAAAGAAAAAUAUACAGAAGCAGUUAGUAUUAUUCUUAAAAGAUUACCAUUUCCAAAUAUUUGUGGAAGAGUUUGUCCACAUUAUUGUCAAAGUAAAUGUGUUAAAGCAAGAAGAGGUGGAGAACUUGAGAUUAUGGAAUUAAAAAGAUCAGCAAUUACAUAUUCAACAGAAGAAGAUAUUAAAAUAGAUAUUGGAGCAGAUACAGGUAAAAAAGUUGCAGUUGUUGGAUCAGGACCAGCUGGAUUAGCUGCAGCAUAUUUUUUAAGAUUAAAAGGACAUAAAGUUGUUGUUUAUGAACAAAAACAUAAAUUAGGAGGAAUGAUGAUUUUAUGUAUUCCACCAUAUAGACUUCCAAGAGAUAAAUUAGAUGAAGAUAUUGAUAGAAUUAAAAGAUUAGGGAUUGAAUUUAGAACAAAUGCUAAAGUUGAUGAUAUUACAACAUUAAAGAAAGAAUAUGAUGCAGUAUUUGUAGGAAUUGGAACAUUAAAAAGAAAAGUACUUGGUAUUCCAGGAGAAGAUCUUAUUGGUGUAGAACAUGUUAUUCCAUAUCUUGAAUCAAUUAAUACAUUUGCUAGAAAAACAAUUGGAAAGAAAGUUGCAGUAGUUGGAGCAGGAUUUUCUGCUAUGGAUGCUGUUAGAGUUGCAAGAAGACUUGGAAGUGAAGCAUUUAUUGUUUAUAGAAGAUCAGAAAAUGAAAUGCCAGCUGCACCAUCAGAAGUAGAAGAAGCAAAAGAAGAAGGAGUUACUAUGAUGACAUUAUGUAAUCCAACUAAAAUUAUUGGAGAUGAAAAUGGAAAAGUUAAAGGAAUUGAAUGUAUUAAAAUGAAAUUAGGAGAACCUGAUGCAUCUGGAAGAGCUGCACCAGUUCCAAUUCCAGGUAGUGAAUUUAUUAUUGAUUGUGAUAUGGUUAUUCAAGCUAUUUCACAAGGAGUUGAAACUGAAUGUUGUAAAGAUGUAGAAUUAUCUAAAUGGCAAACUCUUCAAGUUAAUGAUAAAUUCCAAACAAAUGUUGAAGGUAUUUAUGCAUCAGGAGAUUGUGUUACUGGACCAAAAUCAAUUGUUCAUGCUGUUGGUGAUACUUAUAUUGCUGUAGAAGCUAUGCAUGAAUAUUUAAUGAGUAAAAAAAAUGAAGAAUAA